AUGAGGUCGUGUCUCCAUCUGGCUGUGGCGAAUGGCCAGUAUGCGGUCAUCAUGUCGAUACUCGAGUCGCCCAGCUCUGGGAACAUCAUGAAUUGGAAGGAUACCAAGGACAGGACGGCUCUUCAUUUUGCCGCAGAGGCGGGCAACACAGCCAUCCUUGAGCUUUUGCUGAGCCAUGGGGCCAGCACAGCCGCCACAGACCUGGACGAAAGGACAGCACUUCACAUCGCAUGCGAGAACAACAGUGUCGGCUGUGCGGAGGCGCUGAUCCACGCCAGUAAAGGAGAGCUGAACGACCCUGAUAUAGACGGCAUGUCUCCACUCCUUCUUGCAAGUAUGAAGGGACAUCGACAUAUGGUGAAAGUCCUCACAGCGCUCGGGGCCGACAACUCUUGCAAGGACGACCAGAGAAGGACAGCACUGAUGCUUGCUGCGAUGAACGGUCAGACAGCCGUCAUGGCCAUCCUGCUCGAGAACCAGGCAGACUUGUCGGCGACGGAUAAAUACAAGCUUACUGCUCUCCAUUAUGCUUGCUCCAAUAAUCACGCAAAAGCAGUCCGGUUACUCCUGGCGAGGAAUGCUGACGUUACAGCCACAACUCUGAAAAAGGAGACACCCCUUGACUUGGCGGCGAUCAACAUGGCGAGUGAGGCAACCAUUGCUAUUCUACAGAGUGACAAAUGGGAAGAGGCGAUGUCAGUAAGAGAUGACACAGGAUACACACCCAUGCAGAAUCUCAUCGUUAGAAUUCCAGAAGCAGCAAAGAUUGUAAUGGACCGAUGUGUCGACUCUUCUACUGAUGACCCAACCGACAAAGAUCUUGUGAUGCAUUUCAACUACAAAUUCAUCGAUCCACAUCCAGAUGAUGCAAUGUCAGAGGGAACUAGAUGGUGUGCAUUAGAGACGAUGGCGAAACACAAACGGAAGGAGCUGUUGUCCCAUCCACUGUCCCAGAACAUCCUCUCGGUCAAGUGGACCAGGUUUGCCCGUUAUCUCUUCUACGCCAACCUGGCCACUUAUGUCCUCUUCGUGGUUCUAAUGAUGGUGUUCAUUUUAACUGUCGGCGAGCCAAUCCGAACUAGUCAUGUUGAUGACGUCAAUUUGUGCCCAAUAUACAUGCCAGAGGGCCAAGAGGACAAUGCUACUCUGCUGCAAUAUUACAAGGAGCUCGUGUGGGUCAACAAGUCGCUUUCUGUCCAGCGCUUUGUUGAGUUACCGCGGCAAGUACUAUCUGACUAA
Lineus longissimus is the source of this 1239-nucleotide messenger RNA. Its product is annotated as transient receptor potential cation channel subfamily A member 1-like. NCBI's taxonomy places the organism in Eukaryota, Metazoa, Nemertea, Pilidiophora, Heteronemertea, Lineidae. The transcript is spliced from 12 exons. Gene Ontology annotation, molecular function: protein binding. Bases 1 to 1239 code for a protein of 412 amino acids. The record is from RefSeq and is a predicted model, not a curated record.